Molecule: messenger RNA, 1443 nt
Organism: Saccostrea cuccullata (small rock oyster)
Lineage: Eukaryota; Metazoa; Mollusca; Bivalvia; Ostreida; Ostreidae
Product: potassium voltage-gated channel subfamily C member 3-like
Exons: 2
Coding region: 1-1383 (460 amino acids)
Biological process (GO): potassium ion transmembrane transport; protein homooligomerization
Cellular component (GO): voltage-gated potassium channel complex; membrane
Molecular function (GO): voltage-gated potassium channel activity; protein binding
Source: RefSeq, a predicted model, not a curated record
AUGGAGACAGUGAAAAUAAAUGUGGGGGGCUCGGUGUUUGAAACUUUUGCUGUAUCUCUCUCUAGAUACCCGGAGACAUUACUGGGAAGACUUUCACAAAAAUCGAAGUUCUACGACAGCACAAGAGAAUGCUAUUUCUUCGACAGAAAUCCUGAUACAUUCCUGUCGGUUUUGGAUCUGUAUCGUACGGGCAUUUUACACUUUCCUUCGGUCUACUGCAGCACUGUAAUCAAACAAGAACUGGAUUUCUGGGAACUCUCUCCCAAAAUGUUAUCAGAUUGUUGUCUACAGAAAUAUAUCCAAUCCGAGGCCGAUAUCCAGACGACACAGAUGUUGAAGAAGACGUUUGAGGAAUAUGUACUGGACUAUACUGAAGAAGAAUGUCGUACAAGUCAAGUGAAGAGGAUUCUCCGGAAGAUAUGGCUGACAUUGGAGGAACCUUCAUCAUCCAGAUUAGCUAAGGCUUUUAACUACGUUUUCCUGGUCCUUGUUCUUGUUUCCACGGUAACGUUUGUGUUAGGUUCACACCCGUCAUUCAGGGAACAGAAGCUUACAUAUGAUAGACUCCUUUACCUGACUACAAACGGAAGCAUUCGCUUUUUCAAAGAACUCAACUUGAAGAACCCCAAAGAAGUUAUGCUUGGAACAUCACUUCCUAACGAAGCAUUGAGACAUUGCGAAAUGCUUACGUCCAUUUUCUUCACCUUUGAACUAAUCUUUCAUUUUGUAUCUUGUCCAAGAAGAAUCAAGUUUUUUCGAUCACCGUUAAACGUCAUUGAUCUUCUCUUGGUGGUUGCCAUGUGGUUGACGUCUGCUCUCGAACAAGAUCUGGGAUAUCUGGUGAGGCAUUAUGAAGCAUUGCAAUUCUAUUUAGUGAUCAGGUCUUUAAUCAUUUUGCGGCUAUUUCGGGUGUUUAGAUUGAUGAAGCUGUUCUCCAGUUUACGAAUAAUGAUGAUGUCGAUUCGAGCGAGCAUUAGAGACCUUCUUCUUCUCUCCUUGACGUUCCUUGUCACUUCAUUAUUCUUUGCAAGUUUCAUCUACUAUGCUGAAUUUCGUGUGGCAGACACCUUUGAGGAUAUUUUCAUAGGAAUAUGGUGGUCUGUGAUCACAAUGACCACCGUGGGAUAUGGAGACAUAGUUCCAAAGUCUACGUUUGGUUACGUUGUUGGAGGAGUUUGUGCAUUCUCUGGAAUGCUGAUUUUGGCCAUGCCUGUAGCUAUCCUAGCAACAAACUUCAGCGACCUCUACCAUAAAAACAAACUGCUACAGAUGAAGAAGUUACUUCUAAAUCAAAAAGACAAAACUAUUCACAAAGUAUAUUCGGGUGUACAUCCAAUUCAAUACAAUGAAAAUCACUCAGUUAUCAAAACAUGUAACUGGUGAUGAAGUUAUGCAGUAAUUUGUAUAUCUAUAAUUUGUAUAUUAAGCAAUAAAAAAGACUAA